Molecule: messenger RNA, 1467 nt
Organism: Prunus mume (Japanese apricot)
Lineage: Eukaryota; Viridiplantae; Streptophyta; Magnoliopsida; Rosales; Rosaceae
Source: RefSeq, a predicted model, not a curated record
AUGAUGCAGACUGCUAUAGAAUCCUGCAUAAAGAAAAAUUCAUUCAUUCAACAAAUAUGGACUGAAAAAGAAGAGUUGGAGCAACAAAUUGAAAUACUGAAAAAGCAGCUUGAGCAAGAGAAAAAAGAAGGUGCAAAAUUACAAGGGGAACUUCAUGCACUCAAAUCAAAAAGGAGACAGCUACAGGAACAACAUGGACUACUUGAAGGGGAAAAGUUGUCCUGCAUUGAGAGCAUGAAAGAAAAAGACACUGUUAUUGCCUCUUUGCAACAUGUGAUGGGAAAAAAAUUCAAACAAGGUGAACAAGAAGAAAUUCCGAUAAAAGAACAAGCUGAUAAGGAGAAAAAAGAUGAGAGAAUAGCAGAAGAAAGUGAAUUGGAGAUGCAAGAAUCUCCUAAUGAUGAAGAUGAGAACGCCGAUGGAAAAACUCCUGAAAAGUUAGUUAUCAUGCAAGCAAAAGAAGUAGGAACACGGCAGUUGCGUUCUGGCAUCAAAAUAAUCAAAGACAGAAAAGACAGAAAGCCUGCAAAGAAACCAGAUUACACAUACCCCGAAGCACAUAAGAAAGGCCGAAAAAGAGCAAGCCAAAGCGAAGAUGAAGCAGCCAACAAAAAAAAGGAGGACAAAGAUACAUACCUUCAGUUGCACAUGUAUGAGGUCUACAACAGGCUGGAUGAAAUAUCAAAGAAGAAGUUGGAAAAUUACUGGAAAUCUGCAUCUGAUUCUGAUGAGGACGCUUUUUACCUACAAAAUAGGACAAUAUUGUACAAACAUAACAUUGAAAAGCUGAUGGGAGAUGGUCCAAUUUCUGCACUAAUCAUCGAUGCUUAUAGAGAGGCACUUAAUGAUGAUGCGAAGCAGAACCCUCAGAAACAGAAAAAUGCAUAUUUGUCCGCCAAUAACUAUGUAAGAUCACAUCUAAUACAUCAAUUUUAUAUCAUCAACAUGCUCACUAAUCACCAACACAUGACUUUUGCAGAUGUUUUUGUGAGGAAACUAAGCACAUACUUGACUAUGAUGCAGGUUGAGACAGCAAAUAUAUUCCUCUGUCUUCUUAAGGAAUGUGCUGCAGUAUCACUGAAAACAAAACUCGUCCAAAUUCCUGAUUUUGAUGCCAAGAUGCCGAGAGGGCUUAAUGAAGCUUCAGCUAGAAUGAUAUCAAAAAUACUUGCCAGCAACGAACUUACACCAGAAUAUGCUCAGACAAUGAAGUAUCUGAUUUGUCAUGAUACUACUAACUUCAAGCUGACUGAGAACAGAGAAUGUCCCCAACAAGCAAACAAUUCCAAUGAUUGUGGCGUCUUUGUCAUGCACUUCAUGAAGCAGCUUUCCAAAGACCAACAAAUAGAAUCAGAUUUCAACAAAGAAAAGGUCUGGCAAAUGAGAAAAGAAGUCCUCAUGAAAAUUAUGAGAAAUGAAAGAAGUUGGAUUUCCAUCAAAGAAAGAGAAGAGAGAAAUGCAAAAUAA